Messenger RNA from Scophthalmus maximus (turbot), 1921 nucleotides. It is a transcript of the gene smim29, whose product is annotated as small integral membrane protein 29. The transcript has 5 exons. Lineage: Eukaryota; Metazoa; Chordata; Actinopteri; Pleuronectiformes; Scophthalmidae. The coding region runs from base 340 to 648 and encodes 102 amino acids. The record is from RefSeq and is a predicted model, not a curated record.
AGAAGAAGAAGAAGAAGAAGAAAUUCAUUUGUGGCCCUUUUAUUCUGAAGGAAUGUAGACGGGAAGUGCUAUCGUUGUCGCAUCCGGUGAAGAUUAGCUGCUUGUGAAACGCAUCAUCAUCAUAACGUUCGUCGGAGAGAAGCGUUGAACAUCGCACAAUUUGCCGCUGAUCAGGGAGAAGACAGGAACCAUGUGGGAGUCACAUGAACGUAGAGGAUGAGGCGUCAACAGCCCGGGGGCAGUUCGAGGAGAGAGCCGCUGCACAGAGGGAGGGAGGGUUAGCUGCCCUCAGAAACCCCCGUGACCCCCCCCCGACCACGUCCACCCUGAACAUAUGCAAUGAACCGCACCACUCAGCCCCCCGCCGUCAUCGACGGGGACGUGGCCGUCGGCUACGUGUUGGUGCCGUUUUUCCUCAUCACCAUCAUCGGAAUAGCUGCGGCUGUGAUCAUGUACAUCAGAAAGAAAAGAAGAAUUGACCGACUCCGUCAUCAACUGUUACCAGUUUACACGUACGACCCGUCGGAGGAACUGAUCGAGGCCGAACAGGAAAUGUUGUGGAAGGAAGAGGACACACAGGUUGUACGAGGUUGGGCGAGGAGUUAUCAACAGCGACGCCCCCUCCUGGCCAAGGACGUGAAUGCGUGAUGGCGGUGGCGUGUGGAGAGAAUCAGUCGCGUCACGAUUACGUUUGUUUUGCUUUUUUUUUAUCAUCGCACUGCGUUUAUGAACUUUGACUGAAUCAGCAUUAUUUUUCUUUUUUUAUGUACAUAGUGAUGUAUGUGAGGUUCUGAUGCCGACCCUGUGCCUGACAGACGCAGCACCUGAGAUUUAUUUAUUUGAAAAUUAUUUAUUCAGACGUUUGUUUUCCCCGUGGUUCUUCUCGGGGGGACGCGACCCCUGUGGGUGUAACUCUAUGGUUUACAUGUACAACUUGGGAGUGACACGCGGCGGUUCUGUCCCUGCGGGCCGCGGUCCAACAUUUGGUUCUGACUAUAUUUUAUGAAUGUUCUGCACUAGUUUCCAAAAAAAACCAAAAUAGAGUCCUGCCUCCCUCCUGCUGAGAGAGGGCUUGUGAUAGAUGCCUGGACUGGUCGUGGUGAACCGGUCGCUUCCAAUCGCAGUAUAAAACAAUUAUGGCUUCUCUAAAGAAAAACACUGUUUAAGUGUUCGAUCAGUCACAAAUCACAAAAAGAGAUUUUAACUUCAAAGCUUUAGAUUUAUAGCUAAAAUAUUAAGUUUGGAGCAUUUUCUGUUUCAUUUUGAGUCAGAAAAUGUUUUUUUAAUUCACUCAGACGAUCCUAAAUCCGAUGACUCUUAUCGAAGGUAUGAAACUCCAGAUCUGGAAGUAAAUAACACCCAACCACCUCUUCCUCCUCCUCCUCAUCCCCACAACGAGCAGUGACUAUUGCCCUGGAUAUGUCCUGUCUGCGAGGCAGCGGCGGGAGAAUCUGCUCAGGCGAAUGCCACAAGUCUGACUGUGUCAAGCUCUCAGGAAGAAAAAAAAAGCUCCUGCUUUUCUGUUUCCUCAUCAAAACCGUUUCGUUACCUUUCUACGCGAUGCCUUGAAUUUUGUGAAUGUGAAAACUGAAGAACAGAACUUAACUUAGACUUAAUACUGUCAGUCUGAGAAACUUCUACGACAGGUGGAUGUUUUCCUUCAUCCUCCUCAGUCUUUUUUUUUUUUUUACAUUUCGUGGAUCAUUUUAUGCACAAAUCAGAAUUUGUUUCUACAUAAAAUGUCAAAAUAUGAAACGGCGCCUUUCGGUUGGAUCACGACAUCCGUGCUCACCAAGCCUCUGACUUCAGUUCGCACUGACCGGAAAGUUAAAAAUUAAAAAGAAACUAGUGAUGUAAAUGUUACUGUGAAGGAAACUGGACGAGGCCGAUUCUGAAGAUGUAAAUAAAAUAUGGUCCAUCA